Kluyveromyces marxianus DMKU3-1042 is the source of this 6453-nucleotide messenger RNA. It is a transcript of the gene BLM10, whose product is annotated as proteasome activator BLM10. Bases 1 to 6453 code for a protein of 2150 amino acids. Gene Ontology annotation, cellular component: cytosol; nucleus. The transcript has a single exon. Gene Ontology annotation, molecular function: peptidase activator activity; proteasome binding. The record is from RefSeq and is a predicted model, not a curated record. Lineage: Eukaryota; Fungi; Ascomycota; Saccharomycetes; Saccharomycetales; Saccharomycetaceae. Gene Ontology annotation, biological process: proteasomal ubiquitin-independent protein catabolic process.
AUGAGCGAGAAGCAGGCCAAUUCCAACAUCAAGAGCCCUUUGCCAUCUAAGGCUUUGAAGAAUCCUCUUUUACAGAGCGUUAGGAUGGCAAGUGACAAGAGAUCUGCAAGCAAUGCAGAAUUGAGCGUGAAGAAGACGAAAUUAUCGAAUGGUUUGAAUGGCAUUGGAUCGAAUGAGGAUGGUUUGUCCAACAGAGCUAGGUCUACGACACCUACACUCAUGUAUAAAGUUUUGGAAGGGAGCUAUAUGAAGGAACGUCUAGCACAUUAUGGCCUUGAUUUUGACGAAGAUGUGGAAAAGCAUAGGGCGAAUAUCCAUGAUCCAACAUCGCGAUUUUUCGGUAGGCGGGUGAAGCCAGCGGUAGAACUAGAAGAUCUUCUACCUUAUGAUAUCGAGUCGCACUUGGACCAGGCGAAGUAUCUCUAUCAUAUACUCACCAAUUUAUACGUUGCAAUCAAGUCAAUGGAUGUACAGGGUCUUAUUAGUAUUACCAGUAAGGAUUUACUAGCAUUAAAGAAUGAAGUUUACGAUUUGGCAUUGAAUUCCGAUAUGUUUAGAUUGAUACAAGAUGUAGCGGAUGAUCCACAUGAUGUGGCAAACUUUGAUGAGGACGAUGAGAAUGAUUCAAUGGAACUACUAGAGGAAAAUGAGUUCUUAGAUGCUGCCGAUCCAGAUUUCGGAGUUUCAGGAAAGAUAACCGCGAGAUCGGCAGCAGUUAUUAACGUCAACCACUGGACAAAUGAACUAAAGAAUUGUAUGCAUUUUGAAUUCCCACUUACGUUGCGUAAGGCACUAGCUGUUGUGUAUUACAACCUUUGUCUUGUUAGAGGUCAGAAAGUUUAUAGACAACUCCAUUUGGAGAUGUUUGAGAAAUUAGUUUCUACAGGAGACGAAGGUACUGAUUUUACUCAAGAGUUGAUAAAGAUUGGUAUGGUAUUAGACUAUAAACCGAUGAAGGACUUAUUGAAUGAAUUUUUACCAACUACAGAACCUGACUAUAAGAUGUACGAUAUCGAGAAUAAAAGCGACUUAUCAUUGUUCAGACUAUUGGUGAUGUUAUCAUCAAUGGCUAGGCCAUUUUUUGAUCCCAAUGAUCCAAAUAUACUGACGGAUACUAUGGAUUACUUCUUAGCAUCUAUAUCGCCACAAACGAUGUCAGUAGCCCUACCGUCGCUCUCAUGUUUAGUACCGUUCCAUUAUCACAAGGAUAGAAAAGUCCUAGAUUAUUUCCCAGUACUAUUUUCUUUAUGGUCUAACACGAGUGCUGAUAAUAGCUUUGACACUCAUUUGUAUGCUUUUGUCGGCCAUGUUGCCAUGGAUGCUUAUUAUCAAUAUAUCCAGCAAGCGAAUCCACGUAUUUUAGCGCUAUCUAAUGUUGACUUUGGAGAUUACGGUAUUCUCACAGAAUUUCAAAUGGACUUCAUCUUGAACAGAAUUAAAAACCAUAUAAAGGAAGAUUAUCAGCUCUGUUCAGUCACUAGAGUAGUAAGGCCUCUAGUUUACUCAAUCAACGGGAAAAAUCCACAUGCUUUCUUCGAUAAAUUAACAAAACUUUUAACAUCAGUAGAGACGUAUGUCCAUCCUUCCAACACGGGAUACUGGACCGAUAUUAUUGCCAAAUUUAUCCAUGGAUUUAUUAGGAUGUAUCACGAAAGGUACAUGCACGAAAAGAAGGCAGAUGCUCCUUAUAGGAACGAGUUAAAGUUUACUGAUGAAUGUCAUGAAAUCCUCGUAAACUCAUUCAUUGAUCUUCUACUAGUCGGUUCACAAAGUAAACAAUCAGAGGUUGCUAACUAUUAUAUUUCAAGUUUCGGAUAUUUGUUAGAUAUGAAGCCAAAGAACGCCCAUAAAAUUUGCGAUAAGAUUAUUGUCGAUUUAUACGAUGCCCUUUCUGAUCAAUAUGUUAACUCAGAACAUAGGUUACUCACGUCGUUGAAACAAUUCACAAGAAUUGUAAGGUUCUUAAUCGAAGAUAAACUAUAUCGUGUUCAUAUUACAAACCUUCUUUCCAUACUAAUCGAAAAGAUUGAUCUCAAUAACAUCUCAUUAACUAGUAACUUGAUGAAUAGUAUUGUUUCGAUAUCAUGUUUCAUCCCAAUAGAAGUUUUUGUAAAGGAUGAUGAAUACUUAACAUUUGAAUCCAAUACGAUCCCAUUCAUAGAACAGCAUUUGUACUUCAUCAAGGAAGGUGGAUCAUCAACUGAUUUCCAAUACGAUGAAUCUGUUCUUGAACAGGCCUUUAAAGCAUCCACUACUGUAUUUGAAAACUGUAUGAAGGUAUAUGUCGAUAAAUUAUAUCAAUUAGUGGAUGUGGACCUAGAUCCAGGUUUAAUUUCUAAAAUCAACCAAACAUCUAUGAUUAUGCUUCAGUCUAUGGACAACAAGAUGUUUUACUACGUUUUCGGUUUGCUUGAAAAAUCAUUUUGGGAUAAUGAUUCUUUUAAGGUCAAAAACCCAUUGAUCGAACUAGUUUCUAUUCCUUUGAGUGCAUCAAUUAAAAGAGAUCAUUCUUUGAGUGUUAAGAUAUUUAGGGAUUUGAAUUUCAAUAUCAGAGAGCAAAUAAAGAAUGGAGCAGGUUCUGUCAGAAGUACAACAGAGAUCCAACCUAGAGAUGUCAAACUGGCAACUCUGUUAUCCACGUUGAAUGAUGUCUUAAGAUAUGCACAAGAAUCUCUCUUGACAUUCGCAGAUGAUCUUGUUGACUUGCUUGAAUACAUUUACACCAACGUUACAAAUCCACCUUUAGAUGUGAUAACGGCCAUGCUUUUGCAUCAUACUUUAGAAAGUCUCACUACCACGGAAGUGGUAGAUUAUAGGUUAUUCCAAGAGGAUUGUGAAAUUGAAGAUUCUGAAAAGUGGGGUGGAUUACAGUUUGACAAAAGAAAGUAUGACCCCAAACUACAGCAAUUCAAAUGGCAUCAACCUUCCUCACAGGAAAUUGAUUUUGCUAUGAAAUUAAUCGAACGCUUUUACACCUUUGCAGCUAAGUCUAUGGAAAGUUUGAUGAGUGAUCCGCAGAACAACUUCAACUACGUCGACAAUAUGAAAAAGAAUAUAUUGAUCAUUACGAAUGUUAUUUCUGGUAGUAGUAUAUUAUACGAUGCUGAUUUCAAUCAAAGCAACAAAUCAAUAUCACUCAUGGAUCCAUACAAGAAAAAGUUAUUGCUUUUGCAAAAGAUACGCGAUGAAACGUGUGACAACAACGAGCUAUUAGUAGACAUAGAAAAAGUCAGAGGCGAAACUGGCGACACUGAUAUAGAAAUGACAGAAGCUCAAGGUUCUGAUGCUGAUGAAAACUUUGAUAUAUCAGACGAAUCAACUGGAACCGAAAAUAACAAACUAGUGGAUUAUGAUACGGAACCUUCUGAAGCACCUUCUGGGAUUGCAACGCCAGUUCCUGGGAAUGAUAGAGACUCGAAUUCUUCAAUGAUGAAUUCAUAUAUGGCAUUUAGAGACAUUGAUGUCUUUUCAUACAACUACUUCUUUGGUAAAACACCUUCGGAACGUGCCUUAGAUCCAAGAUAUUCUAAGAUUCAUCAUUUGAGAGAGGAAAUAGGUUUGUUCUUGCAUAAAGUGUUCAAAUUUAUGAACGAGAAUUUUGAGAACUCAACUUCUGUAUUCCAAACAUUAUUACACGGUUUGAAGGUUUGGUUCACAGAUGUAGGCCAGGAGACUAUUUUCAUUGAUGAUCCGAAGGGUGCUAUUUCGAUCGAGUUUUUGGAAAACAUCCAAGAUAUUGCCCACUGGGAAGAACCAUUUUUGCCAUUUACAAGAACUUAUCUAGCUGCUGACUGUCAGGAAUUACAUACUUCCAGACUCACGUUGCAUUCAACUAACAGAAAACCAUCUAAACUUGAAUCAAAACUACUCAAUGAUGUAAUUUCUCUAUCGCUUUCGGUUUAUCCUAAUAUUCAUAGACCAGCGCAGCAAUGUAUGAUCCAUGUUAUGAAGCAAUUGAUUGGAUCAUAUUCCAUAAUCGUAAAGAAAGUUUUUAAUGCAUUUGAAGCUGCUUUGGAAAGCACAGAUGAUGAGGCUCCAAAGAGACUUGAAGUAUUGAUUCAGGUUCUUUCCAUGAAGAAAAUCCAACGUAAAAUGAUGUCAGACUAUAAUAAUCUCGAAAGAAUGAUUAUUCUAUUAUUACGUGCUUCUAAAAUCAAUUCAGAUACUGUUGUUUCUUUAUCUGAUCAGGUAUUAGACAGCGUAUCGGACUUAAUUAAGAUUCCUUCAAAAGUGUGUCUUUUCGAUGAAUCUGCUAUUGACUGUUUAAAGCCCAACGAUGAUACCAUUGGAAAACAAGUAUCUGUUGUUAAGACUGCAAAGGACAGAAAGAGACAAGAGUAUCUACAAAAGCUAGAAACUUUAAAUGCUAACCUCAUUGCGUUCCAAAAGAAGGAUCCUCAAUUGCGUUGGAUCUCCGUGUGUCAGAUUGUUCGUAUUGGCCAAGUCAUACAACAAAAUUUGGAAAUAAAACCUAAUCCAGAUGUUUUAGUUCAAAGUUUCGAGUUAACCAAGACAAAACAUCCUUUAGUGAUUGCUCAUUGUAUUGUGACAAUGUUGAAUGUUUGCAAUAAAAUGAUUUCUUUGGGAAACUACAAUUAUGAUGUUGCUGCAACAUAUCGUUCGGACUACGUGAGAGAAUACGUGAAAUAUUUGGACUCCUCACAACCAAACUUUGAGCAAGAGUUUUUCAAAGAAAUGGACAAUGUCGAGCACCCAAAUUACUUUGUUGACUCAAAGGCGUAUGUUGGCUGGCUAUCUUGGGGUAGACCAGUUGGCGUUGUAAAAACACAGAACCAAAUAAACUUUAAUUUAAGGGAGGAGGAUAUGCAGAUCAUGAAAGAGUUUGGUAAGCUUAUUACAAAGGAGUGGUUAAUGGAACUAUGCCAGAUUUUCAUUCGUUCCAAUGAGGCUCAAAGCAGCUUCAGUACUAAUAGGUUAGGGCUCUUUGGUAUUCUUGUCCAUUUGAUCUCUAACGAGUGUUGCUCAAUGAAGUACGAGGAUAUCCUUGACAUAUGUGAGGAGAUAUAUGAUAAGGAUGACAAAUCUUCACUCAUUGCAUGUAGUGAGAUUGUGUCUGGACUAUUACUGAGCUGCAAAUACACCACAGAUGCGGAUUUAGUGAAGUUCGAAUCAUUUUUGAAGAGGUUCUUAGGGAAAUGGUUGGACAAUAACUACAAUGCAACCACCACCGAUAUAUGGAGCGUGGUUGCAUGGUGGGUUCCAGGCUUCAUUGACUUGAGAAGAUCUCCAGAGAUAUAUCGUAGAUUCUUAACUGUGGAAGGAUUGUUUGAUGUUACAAGUGAAUCGUCGUUGGAGCUUUCUGGUAAGUUGACUGUGAUUACACAGGCUCUUUCCGAUGUCACGUUCAAGAUGGGAUCAGUUCAGCGCAUCAUUGACAAUCUAGUCUUUGACCAUCCUUCGGAUGUUGUCCGCCGUGAAGUCGGAAAAUUGUUUUCGGUUAUAUUCUACGUGAAGGCAUCGGCUCACAAACCGAAUGUCAAAUCGUUACUUGAAUCGGCACAGAAUCAACCACUAGAGGUGAGGGAGGUGCCCGAGUGGCUGAAAGAAAAGGCCAUCAAAAUCUUCGAGGAGAUCGAAACCGAAAGAGAGCUAGUAAAGAACCUUUCAGCUCAGGACAUUUUGAAAACACGAUACAUAUACUUGGCAACGACAAUGUUCUAUUGGACGUCCCAUCUAAUCCAUACCGGUGCCAAGGCAUGUCUAGCCCCCUUUGCGUACAAGUAUUUGGCCCCAUUCUUGAUGAAGCUAGACCGUAUGCGCGAUGUGUGCAAGAUGGUGAACAUCAAGGCGUACAAUGUAUACUUGGAACUCGCAUACAUUCCGAUCCCCAAACACCUGCUACCGGAAAUGAUCUCAAUCCUAGACUUGACAGACCUAACAAGCUCCCAUGAGCUUCGUGUGAACUUGACGUACGCAGAAAAGAUCUUCUCGACCCAGUCGUUGGUGAUGAAGGAGCCGGAACGCGAAAAGAUAUUGGACUUCGUCGUUGACAAGCUAUACUACGAAUCUUCCGUCGAAGUGCGCCAGAAGGCAGCGUUCGUUCUAGCAGGGAUUGUACACAACAUCUCCUAUGACACUGCUACGUUGCAUAUGCUUCUAGAUCACUUCAACAAGAAGCUAGGGUCCUACACUUCUAAGCAGAAGGCAGCGCUUUCCAAAUCAAAUACCGAAAUUCACGGUGCGGUAUUAGGUUUAGGCGCCAUAAUAGAAGCAUUCCCAUACGUAUCCCCGCUUCCAGACUGGGUGCCAGCCAACAUAGCCAUCCUCGCGUCGUGGGCACGUACUAGUGGCAUGUGUGGUGCUGCCGCAAAGAACAUCAUCUCAAGAUACAAGAAAGUGAGAGCCGAUACAUGGCACUUGGACAGAUUCCAGUUCACGUCAGAACAACUAGAAGACAUGGAAGGUGUAUUAUGGAGAAGCUAUUACGCAUGA